AUGUGUUUACCUCAGCUCAAACAAUUGAAUCUACGUUACAUUAGAAUUGGUGAUGUGAAAUUUGUUAAUAGGCUACUCUCAAGCUGUCCAGUUCUUGAAUCUCUUUUAUUAAGAGAUAUUGAGGCAGACAAUGAAGAUGGUGUGGGGGUCGACAUCAAGUGUUCUCAACUGAAGCACCUAAAAAUGGUUAACAAUUAUCGUACUGCUUGUAAUGUGGCUAAGACUGUCAAGUUGUCUACUCCAGUGCUCAAAUCCUUCGUUUGUACCGAUUACAUGAUACAAAAGUAUUCUCCAGGGAACCUUUCCUCUCUAGUCACUGCAAGUAUUGACAUGAUCGCGACUCACGAAAUAGGAGAACAACUUUAUCCUGAGCGUAUGCUAAAAUUUUUGCUAGCAGUUCAUAAUGUGGAAGAGCUAACAUUGUUAUCUGACGUCUUUCAGUCGAAUGUAGCAGAAGAUGGUGAAGUGGGAUUACUUCCAUGUGGAUUGUCUCGUCUCAAGUAUGUUGAGAUCAGAGGGAUGGAAGGAUGUGACAAUGAACUCAAGUUUCUGGAACUUGUAUUGAAAGAGGCCGCAGUUUUGGAGGAAAUGGAUUUAUGUUUUAGUAAUCCUGAAGGCUCACCAGGUGCAACUGUUCGAAUACGGGCAUCCAACUCAAAAUAA
Messenger RNA from Papaver somniferum (opium poppy), 663 nucleotides. RefSeq names its product putative F-box/LRR-repeat protein At3g44810. The record is from RefSeq and is a predicted model, not a curated record. The coding region runs from base 1 to 663 and encodes 220 amino acids. The transcript is spliced from 2 exons. Lineage: Eukaryota; Viridiplantae; Streptophyta; Magnoliopsida; Ranunculales; Papaveraceae.